AUGUCUUCAGCUGGAGCACAGGAAAGUAAACUCACUUCUCCCUACGGUUCGUGGAAGUCCCCCAUCACCGCAGACCUUGUUUCCGGUUCAGAAAAGCGCCUCGGUGGCUUUACAGCGGACCCUCUUGGCCGACUCAUUUGGCUCGAAUCCCGUCCCACUGAAUCGGGAAGAACAGUGCUGGUAAGGCAAGCAGAGAAAGAAGGGGGCAAGCCUGUAGAUAUUACUCAAAAUGAUUUUGGAGUGAGGACAGUGGCACAAGAAUAUGGAGGUGGGGCUUUCAGUAUUUCAGGGGAUGUAGUAAUUUUCUCAAAUUAUAAGGACCAAAGACUCUAUAAGAACUCAAUGUCAUCUGCAGAUUCAGUUCCUGUGCCACUUACGCCAGAUUAUGAUGGACCAGUUGUGUGCUAUGCGGAUGGAGUGUUUGACUCACGAUUUAAUCGUUAUCUAACAGUAAGAGAAGACCGUCGUGAAAGUAGUACAAAUCCUACCACAACAAUUGUUUCAGUUGAUCUCAGUAUCAACAAUAUAGAAGAACCAAAAAUAUUAGUUGGUGGCAACGACUUUUAUGCUUUUCCUCGGAUUGAUCCUAAAGGAGAACGAGUGGCCUGGAUUGAAUGGGGUCAUCCCAACAUGCCAUGGGACAGAUCAGAACUUUGGGUUGGCUACAUAUCUGAGAAUGGGGACAUUCAAAACCGGACCUGUAUCGCUGGUGGCGAUCCAUCAAUUGUGGAAUCCCCAACCGAACCUAAGUGGUCACCUCAAGGAGAACUUUUCUUCAUCACUGAUAGAAAAAGUGGGUUUUGGAAUAUCUACAAAUGGGUGGAAUCUACAAAUGAAGUGCUGCCUGUUUACUCCUUGAACGCUGAGUUUGCAAGACCUUUAUGGGUUUUUGGCAUGAACUCUUACGAGUUUGUUCUGAAUCAUGGUCAAAAGAACUUGAUUGCUUGCAGUUACAGGAAGAAAGGGAGGUCAUAUCUUGGAAUUCUGGAUGUUGCUAUGAGCAUGAUAUCGCUGCUUGAUAUUCCUUUCACAGAUAUAAAUAAUAUUACAUCUGGGCUUGAUUGCUUGUAUGUUGAGGGAGCUUCUGCAGUUCUUCCAUUGUCAAUAGCUAAGGUGAUUUUAGAUGAUCAGAAAUCAAAAGUGGUUAAUUUUAAUAUAAUAUGGUCUUCUUCUUCUUUUAAUUCGGACUACAAACCAUACCUGAGUUCACCAGAACUGAUAGAGUUCCCUACCAAAGUCCCAGGUGAAAGCGCAUAUGCGUACUUUUAUCCCCCAACCAACCCUCAUUACCAAGCCAGUCAGGAAGAAAAACCUCCUCUGCUGUUGAAGAGCCAUGGAGGACCUACUGCUGAGACACAUGGAAUUUUUAAUCUCAGUAUCCAGUAUUGGACAAGUCGGGGUUGGGCAUUUGUGGAUGUUAAUUAUGGUGGAAGCACUGGUUAUGGUAGAGAAUAUCGAGAUAGGCUACUGGGACGCUGGGGAAUUGUUGAUGUCGAUGACUGUUGCAGUUGCGCAGAGUAUUUGGUUGACAGCGGAAAAGUUGACAGUGAACGACUAUGCAUUACUGGAGGUUCUGCUGGUGGAUACACAACAUUGGCUGCACUUGCAUUCAAAGAAAUAUUCAAAGCUGGAGCUUCCUUGUAUGGUGUGGCAGAUUUAAAAUCAUUGAGAGCUGACACUCACAAGUUUGAGUCUCACUAUCUUGACAACCUUGUUGGAAAUGAAAAUGCAUACUUUGAGAGAUCUCCUAUCAAUUUUGUUGAUAAAUUUUCCUGUCCCAUAAUACUAUUUCAAGGAUUAGAAGACAAGGUUGUCCUCCCCAAUCAAGCACGCAAAAUCUACCAUGCGUUGAAGGAUAAAGGGUUGCCAGUCGCUCUUGUGGAAUACGAAGGAGAACAACAUGGAUUCCGCAAGGCUGAAAACAUCAAGUUCACUCUCGAACAACAGAUGAUGUUCUUUGCUCGUUUGGUUGGACACUUUCAGGUGGCAGAUGAUAUCACUCCGAUCAAGAUUGAUAACCUUGACUGA
This is a messenger RNA of Fraxinus pennsylvanica, 2028 nucleotides long. The record is from the annotation of a GenBank genome assembly. Lineage: Eukaryota; Viridiplantae; Streptophyta; Magnoliopsida; Lamiales; Oleaceae.